Moneuplotes crassus is the source of this 1111-nucleotide messenger RNA. The record is from the annotation of a GenBank genome assembly. Lineage: Eukaryota; Ciliophora; Spirotrichea; Euplotida; Euplotidae.
AUGAGUGAAAAGAAAACUCAGGAAGAAGAGAAAAAGAGCACCAAGGGGUUUGAAUACGAUCCUGUAUCAAUAAUAUCAAGGAAGAUCGAUAUUGCUAUAGGAAUGAUCUUACCGGAGAGGUCGAACACAGUAAUGGCAGGAUGCAAAUUACUUGGAACCUUCUUCAUUCUCUUUGCAACAAUCUACCGUCUCUUUAUCGAUUGAAAUUUAAUGACUCAUGACUCGGAAGCAUGCCUUAUUAUGAUCAUCACCAUUCUUGUGUUCGUCUUCACAGAUGGGUUCUCAGCAGGACUAAUUAAGGAGGAUAAAGAAGACUCUAUCAACUUUGAAUUGUUUAGAAAAGUCUGAGAUACAGUCUGUUGGACCAUGAUUGGGCUUCAGAUAUGCCAAAUCAUGAGAAUUGGUGAUUCACUCUUGGGCUCUCUAUUGAUAGGGUGAUUCUGGAUAUCAUCUCACCUUGAUGCCUAUGUAAGGUUUAAAGAAGCUCUCUAUGUCAUCACUUGGAACUUUUUGUUUUCAUUUGAGGGAUUACUUGGGAUCUUUUUCCUUUGUUCCUACAGCAGAUCUAUGGGAGUCAAUCUGUUUGAGAAAGAGGUGGUAGAGCUAUUCAAUGAAGAAGGGCACCCAGCAUUAGCCUUUAUUACUAUGAAGAAGGUUCUUAUCGUUUUGUUUACUACUUUUACAUUCAAUGCACUGCUAAGCAAGAAAUGGAUGUGGGAAGAAGCAGGCGGAGGACAAACAAUGAUCUUUAUAUCCUGUCUUCCUAUAUUUUUAGGAAUAUUAUUCUUGAUUCUAUGCCAAUAUUUUCAGUUACAUCCUGAAGGUGGUCUCGGAUUUCUAUAUCUUUCGUUCAGUUUGAUAUUUUUGAGUGCAAAUCUAUCUCUUUACAUAAAUGCAUUUGCAAGACAGAACAAUGGGUUAAAGAUAGCAGAACUAGUUUUGGUGAUUCUUCACAUUCUUAUAUGUGCUAUUACAGGAUAUAGCCCCAUGUUGUAUAUCAUCACCAUACUAUUCACCUUGCUGAUUAUCUCUAAAUUCCUUGUAGUCAGAUCUCUAAACGCUGGGAUGAUCUUCAGACCUAAGAAAACUGAAUAAAUCAAUAUUUGUUUAA